Molecule: messenger RNA, 1134 nt
Organism: Symbiodinium sp. CCMP2592
Lineage: Eukaryota; Dinophyceae; Suessiales; Symbiodiniaceae
Source: the annotation of a GenBank genome assembly
AUGGCCGUGCCAAGCUUGGAAGACUUGCUUGCCGAGCUGGACAGGCAAGAGGAAGAGGAGGUGGUGCAGGAGACCGAAUGCACGCCACCUGAGCCCGCCGAGACUCGAAGGGACGUGCCUGCAGAGGAUGCUGUCGCACGGGGAUGUGUGGAGGGUGGCAGCGCGCCUAGCGGGAAGAGAAGGGGCGGCCGCUUCUCGCAAUUCGCUGGCAGCACUGAUGCAAAGCCCAGCAAGUUGGAGAGUGCCACAAACGGAUGUGACAGUGUUGAUGGCACCGUCACUUCUGCUUCCAUCGCGCAGAGAUACGGGCGACCACUGAGCUGCGGCCAUGAUUGCGACGCAUCAACCCAUGACGACGACCGGAGUCCUCACACGAGCUUGACUGCCACCUCUGGUCAAGCUGCGCAGGAGCCAGAAGCUUUGCCGCGCUUUUCUGAGCUGCUCUCGCAAUUGGAUGGGGACGUAAUGGACACAGAACGACAGAGGGCGCAGGCAGAAGCGGCCGCUUUUGAGGAGAGGCAGAGGCAGGCCAGGCAUGAAGCCGCUCAGAAAGCUGCGGAGGAAGAAGUUCGGCGUGUGGAAGCCGCCCGUGAAGCGUGGGAGCGGCAUCGUAUGGCGGCUGAAGAGUCUGAGGAGCGCCGUCAAAGGGCCAAUCGCCAUGCCCUGGAGCUGGAGGAAAAAAUGCGACGAAUGGUCGGGAAGCAGUCGUCCAAGCGGAGGAUGCAAAAGGAGGAGGAGCAGAGACAGCGCCGAGAGGAGAAGGAUCGACGAAAAGAGGAGAAGUUGCGGAUUGAAGCGGCAAAAAUGUCGGAAAAGAUUCGGCGGAUGGCGGAAAGUGGUUAUGCUUUGGGCCCCAGUGGCUGGGUGAGACUGGAUUGGCUGUCAGCCGGUGGACAGGCAGACGUGGGCGCGCCCAAUUUUGAGGCAGUGAAGGGACCAACGGAAGAAGAGGAGAGUGAUGCUGCCGAAGACUACGCAGCCGACGACGCUGAUCAGGCAGACCCCUUCGAGGUCGUGGAGCAGAAGCCUGUACCGGAGGAUGAACGGAAGCAGCCAGAGCCCGUCUCUAUCGAUGAUGUGCUGGCGGAUAUCGACAGACAGCAGCGGGAAGGCCUGUCAACCUGGAUGAUGUAG